AUGCUCCGCACCGCGCUGAACGCCCCGCGAAGGCUGGCCCGGCGCCUGCGCUUCUUCGCCGACGACGCCGACCCGACGGAACUGCCACAAAAACCGCCGCCCGUGUGCGUGCCCCGCGCGGCGCGGCGCGCGUACGCGGACAAGCUCGCCGAGCAGCGGCGCGGCUGGGUCGCCGCCGUCGAGCGCGAGCGGGCAGAGAAGCGAGCCGAGGAGACGGCCGCGCGCGAGCGCCGCGAGGCGGCGCGGCGCGACAAGAAGGCCGCGCGCGAGGCCCGGGCCGCGGCCGCGCGCGAGCGGCGCGAGGCCGAGAAGGCCGAGGCGUCCGUGAGGCGGCGCGACCGCAUCGGGCGGGCGAGCGCGGCCCUCGACGGCCAGCGGGCCGAGCGCAUCGAACGGCAGGAGCGCCUCGUCGACGCCCUCGAGGACGAGGCGAAACAUUGGCUCGUGGACGACGCGACGAUCGACGCGAAGAUCACGCCCGAACUUUUCUCGGGGCCGCCGGCGUCGACGGGCCUCGUGACGCGCGAGUCGCACGCGUGGUGGCGCUACGCUGCCCAGGUAGACGGCCGGCCCGACCUCUCCGCCGAGGACGAGCUCUUGCUGAAUCGGGAUGAGGAGGCGACGCGCGUCGCGACGACGACGGAGCGGCUCAUUUGGACGCAGGCCGCGCACCCGCGCGAGUUCCACCGCGUUUUAGAUGAUGGCGCGGCCAUCGCGGAGGCCAUCGCCGACCUGGACGUGCAGCACCUCAAGCCGCGAGUCUUCCGGCCGCGGGGGCCGCCCCCUUCUAAAAGUUAGGUAGGUUUCUUUCUA
Molecule: messenger RNA, 813 nt
Organism: Pelagomonas calceolata
Lineage: Eukaryota; Pelagophyceae; Pelagomonadales; Pelagomonadaceae
Source: the annotation of a GenBank genome assembly